AUCACAAGUAACGAUUCUUGAACCGGAGGAUCGUAUAGUGAAGAUUUUUGCACAACAACGUUUGAUCCCUCAAAUAACGAGUGUAUUUUUGGAUGCGGCGUUCAUAUCUUGUUACAUAUGAUGACGGGAACUCAAAAACCUGUUAGUGUAUAACUUAAUACAACAUCUUGGAAUCUUCAAGCUAUAUUCUGUAAGUAGUUAAUUUUCUUUUGUAAAUACUUAUCAAUGUUGAUGGGUAUUUCUUAUAGUGAUCAACAGCAUCUCCUGGGAAUGUGGUUGGUUUUCCUUGCAGGAAUAAUGGUUUUUUAAGUGCAAUUAGUGUUCAUAUGGAGUAUUCGGAAGGUUAUCAUCAUACUCAGUAAAUCCCACCAAUAGCCUUGCAGGAAUAAUGGUUCUUUUAAGUGCAAAGGUAGAGUCUGAGGAGGGGUAAGUUGUAGACAACCUUACCUCUACACUGUAGGAAUAGAGAGGCUGUUUACAGGGAGACCCCCGGCUCGAUAGUAGUUUUGCAUCAAGCCAAGCCUUGGAGUAUUCGGAAGGUGAUGGCUUAAAAGCUGCUAGACCUUUUGCAAGUCAUAUAUAAUGCAAUUUGGUUUGCUAAAACUCAGGUGCUUGGAAUUUUUUGUUAUCGCAAAAUGGAAUUUAAUAAUCCAAAUGUGGUCCUAGCAUUAGUAUGAGUUCGUUGACCACUUUAAGCAGUGGCAGACGUGGAUUUUAUUCCAUUGGGGUCCUCUUUUUUUGGUAUUCAAAAUUUUCACAACGUAACAUAAAAGUUUUAGGGUCGGGGCGAGAAACAUGUAGCAAAAAUAUAUGAUCCUUACUCAAUAGAAAACACACAAAUAAAUAUAAUGUAAUUUGAAACGAAAAAAAAAAAAAACAUUGCAAUUUUAAAGUUCAAAUUCAUAGCAUACAAGGGUUGUGAGUUGGUGGUGUGUGCAUCUUGUGUUAUGUAUUGCUUCUGCUUGUUUUUUGGUGUUAAAAAAAAGGCAACAGAAAACAGGUUGUACAGGAAUUGAACCCUUGACUUCUUGUUUAUCCGGAGGGGAGAGAGGGAACCCUGAGAAAGAGAAAGUGGCGCCAAAGACCGUCGACGGCCCUUAAUCGAUUUCAUCUACCUUUCACGAGUUCUCCGGUGCCCGACCGACUAUGAUGACGACAAAUCAAUUGGGGCCCAAUGACCAUCUCUAUCUAGAAGAAUUUGCAAUAAAUGUCUGCACGAGGUUACAUUCGUAUUGACAGACAGAACAAUUAUUUCGUUUAGAUAUGGUGAUACUGAUGAUUGGUUUUGUCAUGAAGUGCAGCUCUCUAGCAAGCAGUGGCUGGAACUGUUGAUCCGUGCCACCGUUAUGUGCAUAACUUGCACUUAUACUUUGAAGAGUGGUUUAAGGUUGACGCUGCUCAACCUUUUUUUCCUAUUGGUAUGUAUACUCUUCAUAUAUUGAAAUAUAUCUAUACGGCUUCUAAUUUAUUUUAUGGUAUUCAGCUGACGUAACCAACUGACUCGUUUUGAACAUGUUUUGAAGCUCCGUCAAGAAUUUUUUGAUACAAAGCUUUGAUUCGGAUAGUACGGUGCAUGUAUCGAUGAUGGUUAAAUCUAUUUGUAGGUACCCCUUUCAAACAGGUCAACUAAAACACCAUUUUUUAUAGAAAGGUGUUUGUCCGAGUCAUUGUUUGGGAGACGUCUGAAGGUAUGUUGAUAUAAUUUUUUAAAUUUCUUUAAAUGGAUUAGAAUGUUUGGUCAGUUGUUGAAGUAAUAAUGUUUUACAGUUUGUUUAUUUUAGUUUUACAUGUAUACAAAAUGGUGAUAUAAUUUAUUCACUAUUCACUCUGAAUAGUGAAUAGUAAAUACAUGUCAUGACCAAAUUUAUUUUCAUUGUUAAGUAUACAGUCAUCACCUUGGUAAAUUCAUUUAUUUUCAUUGUUACCAUAGAAAGUAAACUGGUGGUGUUUUAGUAGGCUGAUGAGCUUUCAUAAGCUAACACCAGCACUUUGAUUAUUUUCAGCAUUUUUUGUGAGUUUCAAAGUUCUGGAGUUUUAUUAAACGGGUCAAACAGUCCAGCUGUAUAGAACAGGUCAAACACUUGGUUUAUUAUAUUAAUUGGCUCAAGCGGGUCAGUCUUUUUAAACAUGUCGGAUGAUAAUUUAUUUUUGAACGGGUCAAAUGGGACUCCUUUCUUACAAGGGUCAACUGAGACAUUUUUUAUAGGCUGAUGACUUUUGAUAAACCUAUCUGAGUAGUUUAAAAAAUAAUCACAGCAUAGCACCAAAACUGUUGCAUUAAACAUAGACAGUAUAACAUAAUAAUAAUGAUACAAGGCGUACACUGAUUUCCAGAUCUGAUGUAUGUUUAAACCAUAGUCACAUAACUCUAAUAGGGAAUGAGCGGAUAAAGGGUAAUAAACUAGAAUAUGUUGUCUCAUAAAAAAAGUUUCUAAUUUAUACGAUCAUAUAAUAAUAAUAAGAAUUAUAAAAAAAUAAAAACUCUCUCUAGGGCGACGAACCAUCUUCUCCGGCGAAGCUCUGUAUAAUAACCUGUGAUUGAUCUAGCGGAUUAACAUCCUGCCGAUCAUAACGAGAUUGUUAGCAGAGUUUUGAGCCCGUUCAGAACGGUGGUGACGUAACGCCUUCCUCUUCGCCGGCGUCUUUUGUCUUCCUCGUUUUGCUGUAACCUUUAGUAAGACGUUUUUGUUUCUCCUCCUCUCCGGUGUAUUCUCAGGCUCUGUAUAACAGCCUGUGAUUGAUCUAGCGGAUUAUUCCUGCCAAUCAUAACCAGAUUGUUAGCAGAGUUUUGAGUCCCAGUUAGUUUUUUUCCUUCAUUCUUUCGUCUCUCGGUUAGUUUCUCGGUAUCCCCUUCUCAUCAUGACGGAGGGGGAGCAGGACGGUAGUUGGAAAGACGUUCCGAUCAAGGAGUACAAUAGGAACAAGGGUCAGCACGACAUCAGUACCAAGACUGGAAACAUAACUAAAUUCUACGUAACUAAACUUCCAGCUGGGUGUAUUCCAUGGGAGGUUGCAGAGUUUGUGAAGGUUUUCGGAGAUGUUGCAGGAGUUUACGUUGCAAGGAAGAACGAUAAAGAAGGACGUAAAUUUGGAUUCAUCAGUUUCCGCAAUGUUUAUUAGCAGGGAUUAUUAAACUUAAUUUAUGAUAUGUAUAUGUAUUUGUAUGAUAAUAUGAUAACUAGAACUCGAUAUGUAUAUAUGAUAAGUCAUGAUGGAUGUUAUAAGCGGGUAAUUUAAACUGCCAAUGACAGUUUCCCGCUUGAAUUAACCGCCAAGAUUAUCAAGUAUAUAAGGGGGUAUACCGGCAACAUUAACCGGUACCAAGACACUCAAUUUCUUUCGUUAAUUGUCUGUCCAUUCGUUUGUUAUUAUCUGUUAAUUAUGUCAAACAAGUCCGCUGCAAACCAAUGUUUGAAUCAUCUGCAAGAUGAUGAUGUUCAGAUCAAACCUCGGUUAACCCCAACAUGUGGUAUCAGAGCCACGGGGACGACACUUCCCUGUCAACACUGCAAUGACAAAGAAUCCAGACGAUCACUGAAAAUGCAUCGAACAAAAUUAUGUUAUUAUUGUCAUCGUCCAGGCCACUUCAUAUACGACUGCAAAUCAAAGGAGAAUGAUGAAAAUACACAACUGAUUUCUCAAGCAGUAAAUGCAGGAAUAAGAAAGCAAAGAGUAUCGGUAGAAGAAAGAAACGAGAUGAUAGUGACUGGUUCAGAAGGCGGUACAUGGGGAGACAUAUGGUAUGUUAGUCUUUCGUUUACGCAACACUAUGCCGGUAAUCUAAAUGUUUUUAAACGUAUCAAACAUUUAGUGGGGGUUGAAACCAACUCGGGGGAAAAUGAUUUCUUGUUUAUGAGGGGUAUAGGGAUUGUGGAAGUCAAAUCCAAUAAUGAAAAACUGUUAAUUCAGGGUGUCUUAUACACACCGGAAUUAGACAGAAACGUACUCAGUCUGAAUCAGUUAACAAUGCAAGGCUUUACGGUUAAGAAGGACGGAGAUACUUGCAAAAUAUUUCCUAUGUUCUCAUCUCCAAUUGAUAACACAGUAAAUGAAAUAACGGGGUUAACGAAGGAAGAUGAACUAGGCCUAAAGGAAAAACAAAAGGUCAUACGAUUAAAUGAUGUAAACGAAAAAUACAAAGAAGAAUAUCUUAACUCCUAUUUCGAAGACUUACAUGUCUCAUCCGAUGAAAUGGAUUGGAGUGUCAUGAUCAUAAGGGCUUUAGAAUUUAAUGAUUUCAAGGAUUGUGUGAAUCUGUUAAACAUGUUGGAGGAUGGCAAGUUCGUGUUUCAUUACAAGUAUGAAUUAGAAAAGAAAUUCGAUGAAAUGGUGUCCUGGUUUAUUAUAACUUUCCGGGGGAUAACAACUAGGCCAAUACCUCCGGUGAUGACCGAGAACAGGAAAGUUGACUUACUCAGUUUGUACAUGAUUGUGGAACGAGAUGGGGGUUACAAUAGCGUAACCGAAGAUAAUUUAUGGCCGAUUAUUGCAAAAGAUAUGGGAUUUGAAUACAAGGAUGGUGAAUACAUGCGAACCGUUUAUGCCAUGUAUUUAGACAUUCUAGUGUAUUAUUACAAGUUUAAGGAAGUGCAGAAAAGAGUCGAUGAAUCUGAAGGGAUGAAGGAUAAGCAAGAUGCACCAGAAUGCAGUCUCAGAAGGAGCACAAGUGCUGAAGAUAUCAAGAAGGUAACUGAAGAGGAAACGUAUGCACUGUAUGCAGAAAACAGUUGGGAAGGAACGUGGAAUGCUCACAAGAAAAGAAGAAAAUUCAACUUCAAUCAUGCAAGGAAGGCUGUCGAUGAAGCUAAUGCAAGUGUUCUCAAGGGUAUCAACAAACGUAAUUAA
Helianthus annuus (common sunflower) is the source of this 4845-nucleotide messenger RNA. RefSeq lists its product as uncharacterized. The record is from RefSeq and is a predicted model, not a curated record. The transcript has 2 exons. Lineage: Eukaryota; Viridiplantae; Streptophyta; Magnoliopsida; Asterales; Asteraceae. Gene Ontology annotation, molecular function: zinc ion binding; DNA binding. The coding region runs from base 3382 to 4845 and encodes 487 amino acids.